AUGGCUCAAGCGACCCUUGAUAAAUGGCAUUCUCUGAGAAACAAGUUCCCCCCAGAACUGCAUCAUAAUCGGUGCAGACCCAGGAGCGAACGCCAAGAGACCAGACGUGCAAGUGAACUCACGGACGCAGAGCUAGUCCUGCGUCUGACCAUCAUGUCGGGUAUCACAGUCGACAGCAGUGUUCCCAUUACCGGGGAAAGAAACUUGACAAUGCCUGCUCAAGCAGAGCUGGCAGCCUAA
This is a messenger RNA of Echinostoma caproni, 240 nucleotides long. NCBI's taxonomy places the organism in Eukaryota, Metazoa, Platyhelminthes, Trematoda, Plagiorchiida, Echinostomatidae. The record is from the annotation of a GenBank genome assembly.